AAAGUUAUUAAGUCUUUAAUAUUGAAAAGGCUUUUGGAUGUAUUCUAUAUUUUUUUUGUUAGUACUGUGUAGUCAAUGUGGCAUCUCAAGCAUCACAAGUAUUUCGUGUUUUACUAGUGUGGACUUGCAGCCUGGAAGGCUGACUGGAUCCUGGGUUGCAUCAGAAGAGGAGGGGGCCAGAGUCCCAUUCUGUCCCAUUCUGCUGCCCUCAUGAAGCCCCAGCUGGAGUACUGCAUCCAGGCCUAGGGACCUGCACAAGAAAGACAUGGAGCUGUUGGAGUGGGCUCAGAGGAGGGGCCAUGAAGAUGAUCAAAGGGCUAAAGCACCUCUCCUGUUAUGAGAGGCUGAGGGACUUGGGCUUGUUGAAUCUGGAGAAGAGAGGGCUCUGGGGAGACAUCAUUGUGGCAUUCCAGUACUUACAGGGAGCUUAUAAAUGGGAGAGAGACCAAUAAUUUAUGGGGUCUGAUAGUGAUAGGAGAAAGGGGAAAUGGUUUUAAAUGGGAAGAGACCAGACCUAUGUUCAGCCUUAAAGGGAAUCCUUUUUAUUCAGAGACUGGUGAGGCACUGGCAGAGGUUGCCCAGAGAAGCUGUAGAUGCUCCAUCCCUGGAGGUGCUCAAGCCAGGCUGGAUGGGACCCUAGGCAGACUGCUCUGAUGAGUGGCAGUCCUGCUCAUUGGCUGGGGGGUGGAAGAUGGUCUUGAAGGUCUCCUGUGACUCAGUGCAUUCUAUGAUAUGCGUGCUCACUGUCUGUAUAUAAUGUAUGCAACAGCUCCUAUGUAUUUGACAGGAAUAUACUGGUUACGCAUUUAUAGUGAGUAAUAUGAAGUUUAUACACAUGUAGGAGUAAACUGAAUAAUCAACAUAUACAGGCAUGCUUCUUGUGUACUUAUUUUGAGAAUCUAGUUUCCUUUGGAAAUAUCAUAUUGGUUAUUGUGAAAGAAAUGCCUCCUUUUUAUUUCCAUGGAAAAUACAGUAGAUGCAAAGAGUGCAAUAACACCAUUUGAUGGAGCAAAUUCUGAACUAUAAAACAUCCUUUUAAAAGCCAGUCACCACCAGUGCCCGUAUGCUUUUACCGAGUGAUGAACAAGGGUCUGUGUGCAGUGCUCAUAAAAACCUGCAUGGCUGUCUGGAAUGUGGCUUGCCCUUCACAUUGUUAUUGUCACUGCUGAAAUGCACCACGCUCUCUGUGCUCACAACCAUUGUCUGCUCUUCGUAAAUGUUCAGCAAGCAUGGAAGAAUGUCAAGGGGUGCUACUUUUCUUGCGUGGAGAAAUUCAGAGACACCCUUUGCUUUGUAUUCACUUCUGUGUCAGUUGCCAUUUUGUCAGAGUGCCCUCUGCUGCCAUACAGCAAUUAAAAGUAACAGAGUAUUGGUGGGAAGGUUCAACCUCUGCUGCCAUACCACCACCAUCCACCUCAGGCAGCAUUGCUUUUGAAGCAGCCCUUCUAGUGUUCUAAAGUAGCAUGGUUCUUUAAUGUAUGGGGUUAUAUACUAAUUACAGCAUCAGUCUGCACAUCUCAGCAGGUCUGUAUUUCUAGUGCAGCAGUUCACAAGAUUGUCUUUAGCUUGUGGUGAAGAAAUAUGACUCUUGGUUCUAGAAGUGCUCAAUGUCCCCUGGCAAUCGUUGCCUCUGUUAUCAGUAGUUCUUGGUGUAGCUACAUCUCUUCCCCAUGGCAUCACUUUGAUGGGUCAAAACUUUGUUUUGUUAGUAUACAAGUAGGUAGGUUGUAGUUUUUGCUGUGUGACAUAUUGGAUGUGGAAUGUUCAGGUGUAACCACACCAACUAAAUAUUGAGGAGGAUAUUAUUAUCCCUGUGCAAUACUACAGGCUUGUGGCAGAGUGGCUGGAAAGCUGUGUGGGAAACAAAAGGAUCCGGGGGCUUUGGUUGAUGCUCAGCUGAACAUGGUCCUGCAGUGUACCCAGGUGGCCAGCAGCAUCCUGGCUUGUAUCAGAAAUAGGGUAGCCAAGAGGAACAGAGAGGUGAUCAUCUCCCUCUACUCAGCUGUGAUGAGCCUGCAACUUGAGUAAUGUGUGCAGUUUUGGGCCCCUCACUAUGAGAAAGACAUUGAGACCCUGGAGCGUGUUCAGAGUAGAGCAAUGAAGUUGGUGAGGGGUCUGGAGCACAGGCCCUUAUGGGGAGCAGCUGAGGAAAUGGGAUUGUUCAGUCUGGAGAAGAGAAGGUUCGGGGCAGAUCCUACUGCUCUACAGCUGCCUGAAAGGAGACUCUGGCAAGGUGGGCAGCAGCCUCUUCUCCUGCAUAACUAGGCAUAGGACUAAAGGGAAUGGCCUCAAGUUGCAGCAGGAGGGUGUUCAGGUUGGACAUUAUGAAAAAUUUAUUCUUAGAAGGACUGGCCAGGUGCUGGAAAAGUUGCUUGGAGUGGUGAAGUCACUGUCCCUAGAGGUUUUCAAGGAAAGGGUAGAUGUAUUACUUAAUGGACAUGGUUUAGAGGGCAAUAUUAGUAGCAGGUGGAUGGUUGGACUAGAUGACCUUAGUGAAUCUGUGGUUAUUGAAUUUAUCUAUUUGUUUUGAUGAGGGUUUCACAGGCUUCACUGGACUGGUUUUGAGCAAGAUAUUCCUGAAUGUAAGGUCACUAAGUCUUGACCUGCUGGAGAAAUGAAAAAUGUCUGAUCUAUGAAGAAACAUAAUCGUAUGUUUGUAGGGAGUGAAGCAAUGGAAAACAGUUUUCCUACUGAUAUCCCAUCCGUUUGUUGUCUUGCACAGCAUUAGAUUCAAGGAGGCAGCUCUCAGGUUACGGAGAGAGAGGGAGGGUUCAGCAGAGCCCCAGGCAUUGCAGGAACAGAGGCCAUCUCUCCAGGACAACUGACAGCUGCAGGAGGACCGAGUUGCUUGUAGCUGUACUUCAGUACCAUAGUAACUCAUCUUUUGUUACAGUUUUGGAUAGUGAUAAAAAUUGUCAUGCUUCUGGGUGAACAGUUUUAUUUAAGGUCCAGAAAUGAAGAGAAAUAACCUGUCAUCCUUUUAUGUCUCUCUCUGGUUGCUGUUCACAGCCACGAUGCUUCAAGCUGUAGAAUCAGCCAAAGGGAAAUAUGCUCAGAUGCUGUUCAAUGAACUGUUUGAAGACUAUUCAAAUGCUCUAAGACCAGUGGAAGACACAGAUAAAGUGCUGAAUGUUACCCUUCAGAUAACAUUGUCCCAAAUUAAAGACAUGGAUGAAAGGAAUCAAAUUUUAACAGCUUACUUAUGGAUUCGACAAAGCUGGUAUGAUGCAUAUCUCAGAUGGGAUAAGGAUAAAUAUGAUGGAUUGGAUUCUAUCAGAAUUCCAAGCAAUUUGGUCUGGAGGCCAGAUAUUGUCCUCUAUAACAAGGCUGAUGAUGACUUUUCAGAACCUGUGAAUACUAAUGUUGUGUUGAGAUAUGAUGGAAAAAUCACUUGGGAUGCUCCUGCUAUCACAAAAAGCUCAUGUGUAGUGGAUGUAUCUUAUUUUCCUUUUGACAGCCAGCAGUGCAACCUUACAUUUGGUUCCUGGACCUAUAAUGGUAAUCAGGUAGACAUCAUCAAUUCUCUUGAUAGUGGUGACCUUUCUGACUUUGUAGAAGACGUGGAAUGGGAGAUUCAUGGUAUGCCAGCGGUUAAGAAUGUAAUCACUUACGGCUGCUGCUCUGAGCCUUAUCCAGACGUAACGUUUACGCUGAUUUUGAAAAGGAAAUCAUCUUUCUACAUAUUUAAUCUUCUUCUUCCUUGCAUUUUGAUCUCUUUCCUCGCUCCACUGGGAUUCUAUCUCCCCGCAGACUCUGGAGAAAAAGUGUCUCUAGGUGUUACAGUUCUUCUUGCUCUGACUGUGUUCCAGCUGAUGGUUGCAGAGAUUAUGCCUCCCUCUGAAAACGUACCUCUGAUAGGCAAGUAUUACAUAGCAACUAUGACCAUGAUCACAGCCUCCACUGCGCUGACAAUCAUUAUAAUGAAUGUACAUCACUGUGGCUCAGAAGCAAAGCCUGUUCCACAGUGGGCCAGAGUGGUAAUCUUGGACUAUAUGUCAAAAAUUUUUUUUGUUUAUGAUGUGGGUGAAAAUUGUACAAGUCCACGAAGAGAGAAAGAACAAGAACACAGGUUAGAGGGCGGUGACAUGUGUCGGGGGGCAGAUGGAAAGAGUCACCUUUCCAAUGGAAAUGAUGAUAGUGAUCUCAAGGAAAAUCUGAAUGGAAAUCUGAAUAAAAGCUUUGGAGUUCAUGGUGAAAAUGAUAGGGAGAAUGUUAAUUGCUGUUCCUGUUACAAAAUGCUGAUUAAAAAUAUUGAGUAUAUUGCUAAUUGUGUUCGAGACCAUAAAGCAAACCGGGCCAAAGGAAUUGAGUGGAAGAAAGUGGCAAAGGUGAUGGACAGGUUUUUCAUGUGGAUUUUUUUUAUCAUGGUGUUUUUUAUGAGCGUGCUUAUCAUUGGGAAAGCAGCUUAGCUGCAGAUGAACGUGUUGUGUAGGUAUGAAUGUACUGAGUCAGCUCCUUUCAGUGGAGCUGUGGGAUAGGUGUGCUUCUGAGGUCUCUGUGACUUCCGUUCUGUAACAGUAAACUAUUUCAGUAGGCUGCAACGCAUGUUGAGACAUUGCUCAACUGAGGGCUUUACUAGUGACUUCAUUGCUAUUAAUAAAGGAGUGCAGCCUAGAUGAGGCUGUUGGAUAAGCAGUCUUUGCUCUGUCUUGAUGAAUGGUGGCCAUGACUGCAGAUUGACCAGGUGGAGCAUUGCAGUGAAGGAGGAGACAGCCUAUCAGGGUACUCUGUAUUCAGAGAGCUGCAUCUCUGCUCCUUGAAACUUAGCUGACCUUUUCUCUCUGCCAGAACAAAGUUGGGGUAUUUGCAAGAUCAUAGCAAUUCCUGGAAUUUAUCUCUAUGUGGCAUUGCCUUAUUAUUAUUAUUGCCCUUAUUUAGCUUAUUUUCCUAGCUUAGCUUUUUUGCUCUUUUUUUAAUUUAAUGGCUUUUUUUCUGGUCACUGCUCAUAUCUGCUCAUAGCCCAACUUGUCUCUCUGCUCUUUGGUGUGCCUUUCGCUUCUGAUGCCAUUUGGUUUACCUUGAUCUUCCUUUUAAUCAUUUUCUGCUGCUAAAUAUUUGUCCUGACAGGUCCAGUAAGCCAGAUUGCCGGGACUGCUUCCACAGCAGGUCACGGGGCCUCUCUUCUAUUCCCUUCUUCCUGAGUCUAAUAGUAGGAAGGGCUUCUUCUCUCCUCCCUGGAUAUUUCGUGCCCUGGACAUUUGUGCAAGAUGGGCUUUUAAAUGUUAGUUAUGAGGCUGCUAAAACAGGCUGUGAGUCUGUUUUGUCUCUGAUCAUUUUACUGACCUUCACCAAUGCUCAUUCCAUCCUCUUAUCCAAUUUUACAUCCUCUUUAAUACUUAAAUUAUAAGCUUCUAGAGGAAUGGCAGGGUUGAUUUGUGCAUUACUUAGCACAAAAGCACAAUCUUACAGCACAAUCAUUAAUGCAGUGCCAUAAUCAACUCCUUGUUCAACACCUUAGUACUCAGGUGUACAUGAAUGUGUUUGUUGCUGACGACACCAAAAGCCCUCUGUGUUAAUUUCUGUUAACCCUCUCAGACUAACGGAGUUCUGGAAGAUGUCUCAUGGUAAAUUGAGAAGCUUAAUACCCUAGGCUUGCCCUCAGCAAAUAAAUUGCUUUUACAAAGCACCCUGAACUUUGAAACCAUGAUAUUCUAGAUGCGGUGGGAGAGGCAGAAGGACUCUGUAAUGGAUCCCAGUCAAAAGUUCAUGUGAUAAAAUGAGUUUUCGUAUUUGUUGCAAUUAAUAGGAGCAUACUUGUGAAGCUGUACCUUAAGAGUGAGGAGUCAAAGUGGCAAAGUGAUGCAGUUGUCAUGCCCAAACUUACUGGAAGAAAGGGAUUGUAAUUAUUAUUAUUAUUAUGUAAACAAUGCAUUGAAUUCUUAAUGCUGGGUUUUCUUUUCUGUGGAAUAAUUAAUGCUGUAAGUUUAUCUGGAAUCUCAUACAUAAUGCAAACUUUAAAGUCCAGGUUCUAAUGUAAAGAUAAACUGGGUGGGUAGCCAAGAAUAAACUCAGUAUGUGGAAAAAAGUCUCAAGUGUGUUCCCUAUCUAUUAUCAGCUCCCAGUCAACUGGGGUAACUUUGAAUAUCUCUUUUAGAAACCAGGCUGUUUAUUUUCACUACACAGAAGAACGGUCACAGCCAUUUGCCACGAAGUUCAAGGUUUGACAUUUAUACUGCCUCUUCAAGGAAACUGAUUUCUUCUUUGUUGUGGAAAAAAGAUAUUGCCCCAAAAGCCUGGGGAGUAAAGUAUUUAAAGAUAAAGGAAGUAUAUUCAGAACAUGAAUCUUCAGCAUGGAAAACAAAUGGCUGAUGGAGUGUUUGUCCAAGACUUAUGGGUGGCAUAAAGAAAGCAAAGAGUUACUGUUCACUGUCUCUUCCAAUUUUGGAACCAGGUGCAUCAGAUAUACAGUGUAUGACAGUGGAGGAGACUGACCAUAAAAUGUGUGAGAAGGCUGAGAAAAUCCUUGCAGUAGAAUUUGUGAAUGCUAAAAGAUCAUAUGGAUGUAAAGAGAUGGGAGGAAAAAAUGGAAUUCAAGUCUGUCAGGGUAAAACUAAAUACAGUUGUGAGGUGCUGGAAGCUAAAUCAACAUUUUUAGGGAUUCUUUACUGCAUGUUAUUUUGUGCUCUUCGUCCUGUUUAUGGCAUCCGUUGGAGACAGCUUCUAGGUUUAGACCAACCUUUA
Messenger RNA from Tympanuchus pallidicinctus (lesser prairie-chicken), 6681 nucleotides. It is a transcript of the gene CHRNA9, whose product is annotated as cholinergic receptor nicotinic alpha 9 subunit. Bases 2955 to 4409 code for a protein of 484 amino acids. The record is from RefSeq and is a predicted model, not a curated record. Gene Ontology annotation, biological process: signal transduction; nervous system process; chemical synaptic transmission. Gene Ontology annotation, molecular function: transmembrane signaling receptor activity; acetylcholine-gated monoatomic cation-selective channel activity. Gene Ontology annotation, cellular component: synapse; postsynaptic membrane; neuron projection. Lineage: Eukaryota; Metazoa; Chordata; Aves; Galliformes; Phasianidae. The transcript has 5 exons.